Molecule: messenger RNA, 1168 nt
Organism: Paraphaeosphaeria sporulosa
Lineage: Eukaryota; Fungi; Ascomycota; Dothideomycetes; Pleosporales; Didymosphaeriaceae
Exons: 1
Coding region: 8-901 (297 amino acids)
Source: RefSeq, a predicted model, not a curated record
CAACAAGAUGCGUUUUGCCGCGACCUUCACGUCCUUGCUCUCGCUUAUGGGAGUAAUCUCUGCAUCGCCAUUCACCAAACGCCAGUCCACAGUUACCCAAGUCUACAAGUUCACUGGUUCCCCACUCAAAGCCGAGGGAAUUGCCGUCCGCUCCAACGGUCAAAUCCUCGUGACCUUCUUCGACAAGGGCGAAGCUUGGCUUGUUGACCCGCCUACGAAGAAAGCCAGCAAAGUUGCGACGUUCACCGACACAACAUGUUCUGCGGCUAUCGCCGAAGUCGCUCCCGACGUGUUUGCUGUCGUUGCUGGGAAGUACAGUAAUAGCAAUACGCCAGGGAGCUGGGGCGUGUGGAAAGUCGACUUCAGUGCAGGUGGGGCAACGCCCACGACUACACUAGUCAAGAAGGUUCCAGAGAGCGGUAUGUGGAAUGGACUUUCGGCUUUUAAUAACGAUACGGUGCUUGUGGGAGACGCGAGUAAGGGUGCGGUGUUCAAAGUGAACGUCAACACGGGCAAUUACAGCAUUGCUAUCCAGGACAGCACUAUGGCACCCGCGAGCGGCAUGCCUAUGGGGAUUGAUGGCAUCCGAUACGCGAAUGGCAACAUUUAUUACACCAAUAUCUUCGCCCAAAAGUUCUACAAGAUGCCCGUUGAUGCGGAAGGCAAGAAGACCGGGAGCGCAGUUCAGAUCUGGGGCAACCAUAUGGCAGACGAUAUGUACGUGUCACCUGAGGGUGUUGCUUAUGUUGCAGCUUCGAGCGGCAUCCAGAAGGUCACUGCCGACGGCAAAGUGAGUACUGUGGCAUCCGUCCGAAGCGGAACGGCCGUUACCAUCGGAGCGGACAAAGCCACGUUAUUUGUGGCGGGAAGUGAUGGGGUGAUCUCUUCAUUCAAGAUUUGAUAGAGAUCUAUAUGUACCAGAGGAUGGUGCACAGUGAUGGAAUGAACUGUAGACGGUGGACAUUCAAUAAAAGGUUCAUCGGAGAUAAUGUCGCUGCUUGCUUUGCAUCGUUUCCAGUCUGCGUCGGAGCUAGGUCGUACCUAUCUGUCGGUACAGAUUAGAGUCGCUUGAACAGCCCAAAGCCGAAGACCCAGCCGCUGUAGGAAACACGGUUAGCGUCGGCGAUUGCGACGACGCAUACGCAGUCGAUAAAACGCCUCUCGCUAC